Molecule: messenger RNA, 1122 nt
Organism: Thunnus maccoyii (southern bluefin tuna)
Lineage: Eukaryota; Metazoa; Chordata; Actinopteri; Scombriformes; Scombridae
Gene: ppil6
Product: peptidylprolyl isomerase (cyclophilin)-like 6
Exons: 7
Coding region: 90-1067 (325 amino acids)
Biological process (GO): protein peptidyl-prolyl isomerization
Molecular function (GO): peptidyl-prolyl cis-trans isomerase activity
Source: RefSeq, a predicted model, not a curated record
UGCGUCACAUUAAAGCGCCUGCAAAUGCUUGUUGCUAUGGAUACGAGGCUCUUGUUUACAGACUGAAAGAGACCUUUUUCCCCGCAACUAUGGACUCAAAUGUGCACAUAGAAAUAAUUGGUUUGAUUAAAGACAGUAGUUUUCAUGUUGCCAAGAGCAUCGCCGAGGGACUAAAACAGACGUUUCCUGAGGCAUUCAUGACUCCAACAGUUCAACCAUUACUGGAAUUUGACUGGUACACAUUUCUGUGCAACAAGAAAAGGGAGCUGCGUGGUGAAGUGUGGCAGUACGCCAGCAGACUGAUGUGCUUUCUGAACAGCCAUCUCCUCGGGAAUGAGAAAGAUCUUGCCAGCUGGGCCAAGAAGCAGUGGGGUUACACUUUUGUCCGGCCACAGGCUUUCUAUAAGGCUCUCACUGUGGACUACUACUCCAGACACCUCCGGAAAACCGGGCAUCAAUUUGUCUUCAUGGACAUUGAGAUAGCAGGAGAAGCAGUGGGGAGGUUGUUGUUUGAGCUGUUCUCAGACGUGUGUCCAAAAACAUCAAAGAACUUCGAGGCUCUGUGCACAGGAGAGCGAGGUCUGUCACAGAGCGGCCUCCAGCUCCGCUACAAAGGCACCGUCUUUCACCGGGUGGUGCCCAACGGCUGGGUACAAGGUGGAGAUAUUUCUCCAGAAAGUAAAGGUGAUGGAGGAGAGUCAAUAUAUGGAUCAACGUUUGAGGGUACAGACAUCAACAGUCCUACAGUAUUACCAUGUGAACACACUGUGCGUAUGUGUGGAUUUACUACAUCUGAACAUGUGUCUUUUCUCCUUUUAGAUGAGAGCUUUGCUAUUUCUCACAAUAAGCGGGGCACUCUGGGAAUGGCCAAUAAGGGCCCCCAUAGCAACGGAUCCCAGUUCUACAUCACGCUGCAGCCAACACUCUGGAUGGACAGGAGCUAUGUUGCCUUCGGUCAAGUGGUUGAAGGUGUCGAUGUCCUCAGGAGAUUAGAAGAAGCCCCGACUUGCAAUGAAAGACCAAAGUAUGAUUGCAAAAUUGUAGAUUGUGGAGUAUUUAAGUUAUAGGUCCUAAACAUUACUCACUGUUGUUGCCUUUUCAAAUAAAGUUUUUAAAAAUAUA